This is a messenger RNA of Alligator mississippiensis (American alligator), 597 nucleotides long. RefSeq names its product olfactory receptor 14A16-like. Gene Ontology annotation, molecular function: olfactory receptor activity. The transcript has a single exon. The record is from RefSeq and is a predicted model, not a curated record. Gene Ontology annotation, cellular component: membrane. NCBI's taxonomy places the organism in Eukaryota, Metazoa, Chordata, Crocodylia, Alligatoridae. The coding region runs from base 1 to 597 and encodes 198 amino acids. Gene Ontology annotation, biological process: G protein-coupled receptor signaling pathway.
AUGGCAUAUGACCGAUACAUUGCCAUCUGCAAGCCAUUGCAUUACAAGGUAAUAAUGAACAGGAGAAUUUGCAUCCAGAUAGCUGCCUGUGCAUGGGCUGCUGGUGUCAUCAACUCUGCAAUGCACACUGGGAACACCUUUAGUCUACCCUUCUGCCACUCAAAUAUCAUCAACCAGUUCUUCUGUGAAGUGCCCCAGCUACUCAGGCUUUCUUGCUCUGACACAUACCUCAGAGAGCUGGCAGCUCUUGCCUUUAGUGUGUGUUUAGGUUUAGGCUGUUUUGUUUUCAUUGUUGUGUCGUAUGUUCAGAUCUUCACCACAGUGUUGAGAAUCCCCUCUGAGCAAGGCUAUCGGAAAGCCUUCUCCACUUGCAUUCCUCAUCUUAUUGUGGUCUCCCUGCUUUUUUCCACUUCCAUCAUUGCCUACAUGAAGCCCAUCUCUGAUUCCCCAUCCCCUCUGGAUCUCCUGGCAGCUGUUCUGUAUUCCAUGGUGCCUCCAUUAAUGAAUCCGGUCAUCUACGGUAUGCGGAACAAGGAGAUCCAAGCUGCUCUGAGAACAAUGCUGCAAAGGCAGAUCCUGUCCAUCUUUCUUUUAUGA